Molecule: messenger RNA, 2159 nt
Organism: Cucurbitaria berberidis CBS 394.84
Lineage: Eukaryota; Fungi; Ascomycota; Dothideomycetes; Pleosporales; Cucurbitariaceae
Product: MFS general substrate transporter
Exons: 2
Coding region: 192-1949 (585 amino acids)
Biological process (GO): transmembrane transport
Molecular function (GO): transmembrane transporter activity
Source: RefSeq, a predicted model, not a curated record
CGCACCUGUAAACGCGCGUGGACGCUGAGCUUUUCAUCCUCAGUCCGCCUCUACUCAACUCGCCUCUGCUUGCUGUACGAUCGUCCUCCCUUUGGGCCUCAAUGUAUGCGGUGUCUGGUCCGAUACGUCCUGCCUCGACGAGGUAGCCCAUUCCACCCAAGCUCCCCCUCGGUUCCUGCUGCACCCCCGCCAUGAGCCGAAGACGACCACCCAUCGACACGAGGCGCAAGUCUUCUACACUGCAUUACCAGACCUUCCCUACGCAGCCCCCCAAAACCCGCGGCCGACCGCUCUCUACCUCUCCCGACCACGACGGCAGCAUCUCAGACGCGGACGAAAACCACCAUGAGUCGCCUCUGCCCAAGAAGCAGCUCAUCGUGCUGGCCAUCAUUGCGCUCGCCGAGCAGACAGCCCUCAACUCGAUCAGCCCCUACCUGCCAGAGAUGACAAAGACGUUUCCCGAAGUCAAGGACGGACAAGCUGGUCUUUACGUGGGCCUCAUCGCAUCCUCGUUUGCCUUGGCGCAAUUCACAACCAACUUCUUUUGGGGAUGGCUGUCGGACAAGAUUGGAAGAAAGCCAGUGAUCAUCGUCGGCACCUUCCUGACCAUGUGCUGCUUUCUGGCCUUCGGGUUCUGCAAGACGCUGUGGCAGGCCAUACUUGUUCAAGCCCUGAUGGGCAUCGUCAACGGCAAUUCCGGGGUAGUCUCGACCUGUCUGGGCGAGAUCACCGACCGAAGCAACCAGUCGCGAGCCUUCACAUACCUGCCCGUCGUCUAUGGCAUUGGUGGCAUUACCGGGCCCAUUGUCGGCGGAGUCCUGGUGUCAUAUCGCAACCCGUUCAACAAGCACCAGCCGAAUCCGUACCCGUACCUGUGGCCGAACCUGUUUUCCGCCCUCGUCCUCGCAGUCGAUCUGGUAGUGUGCAUGAUAUUCUUGGAGGAGAGCUUGCAGGAGGCGAAACAUCUCCCGCCUUUAGGGAGGCGGCUGGGCAAUUUGUUCACGUGGAUGUGGCAGUUCACGAGCUCGACACGACCGACCUACGUCCGGCGCCUGCUGGGCAAGCGAAAGAGCCGCCAUACACAACAUAUCCUCGACGGCAUAGAGGAAGAAGACGAGCGUGACGACGCCUCAGACGCCUCAGGGGAGUCAGCACCCACGCUAUUUCCUCACACCAACGGCGAUGAACUCUCGCGACACGAAAUUCUCAACCGCGACACCAUCCUGCUUCUGGUGACGUACUUCAUCUUCCAGUUGGCAAACAUCUCGUACAACUCGUUGUAUCCAAUUUUCGCGGAAGAGCAGCCUCCAACAGGUCGUGGCUUGAAGCCCGAAGCGGUCGGUCUGUCAUUGUCCUUCGCGGGUGCUAUCACGAUCGUGUUCCAGGUGGGUAUAUUUGGGAAGCUACGGGGCAGGCUCGGCAACAAGAUCGCAUACAAGAUUAGUUUGGCCCUUUUCGUUGCCGCUUUCGCGCUUAUGCCGUGGGUGGGUUACAAAGAUGACAAAUCUUACGGGGGGAUUGGAACCGGUGCGGGCUGGUUGUGGUUCGAGCUUGGGGUAGUACUCGUGAUCAAGACGAUUGCAGGUGUCGGUGGUCUCACAGCUGCUCUCCUCAUGAUCACCAACUCGGCACCAAAUCACAAUGUGCUCGGCACUCUAAAUGGUCUGGCUCAAACUCUCUCCGCUGCUGGCCGUGCUGCUGGCCCCUUCAUAUCAGGCUCGCUCUUCACUGCGGCUACUAAAAUACAGCCCAAGGGAGAAGCUCUUCCGUUUGGUAUCUUCGCAGGCAUCUCUUUGUUAGGCUUCCUGAUGAGCCUCGGCAUUCGUGGCGACAAUUUAGAGGCUGAAGGAUGGAGCGAUGAAGAGGAGGAGGAAGACGAAGACGAAGAGGAAGAAGUCGGCGAUCAAUCACCGAGCACGAACGAGCGAACAGGUCUUAUACGGAAGUGAUCCGAUCGACCGUUGUAUAGUGUGCAUAUUAGCAUAGCUCUAUUUGGGCGAUUCAGCGCGGCGUUGGUUUGUUGGGUUUAGAAAAGGCGGUCCAGAGCUGUGGUAUCUGGGACAGCUAUGCGAGGUGUCUUGGGCGAUUGCAUCAUAUAUAAACACAGUGUAUAAAUACCGAGCUGAUAGUUAAUGUUCGAGCUCACAUCAUCUCUCUGA